UCAAUCGCAAACCCAAAUCCACCAACGCCCCCUCUCCUCCAGUUUGAUAAUGGAUGAUUCAACAAAUCGCAACGCCAUAUACCUAAUCGAAAUUCGCAUCCAUGAACUAGAGGGAGAUCCAACCAACGAUAAAAAACUCAUUGAUGAGUUGAAGAGUCUUCUUGAAACUCUUCUUACAAACCCUCCUCGACCGCCGGCUGCCGCUGAUUCCAGUUUGUCAAUGGUUGAUUUUUUACGGUGCCACGUCAUAUACAUACUCAAAUGUCGUAUCCGUGAACUAAAGUCAUAUAGAUACUCGAAAAAAGUUAUUAAUGAGGUGGAGAUUCUUCUUCAAAAUCUUCUUAAUCUUACCAAAAAAGAUCUCGACAUGAAAAACCUAAAUUCCAGUUUGGCUUGGGCCGCAAUAGAACGAAUCAAAAGUCAUAUCGAUAACCUAGAUAAACAAAAGGAAGAUCCAACCAACAAACUAAUUAUUCGUGAGUUGGAGAUGCUUCAUGAAAUUCUUCUUCGUUACACUACUGACCACGUAGAUACUUCUGCUUCUGAAGAGAUGAUUGAGAAAAUUUGUCUCGUUGAGGCUAUUGUCGACUUGCUUUCCUUUGCUUCACCGGAGGAACAUAGUUUGUUUAAUCCAGAUUUGGUUGAUAACAUUGGUUGCCGUGAUCCGAUGCUUCUUCUUGAUGAAAAUGAUUUGGAAACUAUCCAUCAAUUUGUUUCGAAACCUGAUGAUUCCAACAAUAUGCGUAUUAGGGACGCUAUUUCGGCAUUCUAUAUCACUGCUAACAGGUGGCUUAAACGCAAUGCUGAUGCUGAUGCUGGUGCUGGUGUUCAUCGUGUCAGAUUGAAGAAGAUCAUUUCUGCAAUCAAAACACUGGAAAUGGAAAGUGAAAAACUCUCUGCCGACAAUGGCCAGCAAUCUAAUAGUCGAGACGAAGAACGAUUGAAAAAGUCUGAUGAACAACAAGAAAAGAACUCUGUUCCGAUGGGUUUGCCGUUGGAGCAUGAUGCAAAAGGUGAUGAUGCUGUGAUGCUGGAGUAAAAUGUGAGAGCCAAAUGAAGGAGAUGGUACAACGACGGAAUUUGUGUUUGUUCACUUGCGUUCUUUCAAUUGCCCAACUUUGCACUCAAAACAGCUAUAGUCCGUUUGUCUUAAUUUAUUUAAUAAUUAAAACUAUGUCAUAAUAA
Messenger RNA from Medicago truncatula (barrel medic), 1185 nucleotides. RefSeq lists its product as uncharacterized. The transcript has 3 exons. The record is from RefSeq and is a predicted model, not a curated record. NCBI's taxonomy places the organism in Eukaryota, Viridiplantae, Streptophyta, Magnoliopsida, Fabales, Fabaceae. The coding region runs from base 50 to 1039 and encodes 329 amino acids.